UCAUCAUCUCACAGAGAAAACUAACCGCAACACUAAACCCUAAGAAAACCAAAACCUGACCUCCAUCAGAAUCUCAUAACAUGAACCCUCUCUUCCGAUGCGGCCAUCGUCUUCUUCGCCCAAUUCCAUCCACCGCCGCCAUUCGCAUCUCCGGCUGCUUUUACUCCCAGCCAACAGCAGCUAGGAAAGAAGAGGAGCACGAGAUCUUUGACCAGCGGAAGCUGCCGGCGGACUACGAUCCGGCAAACUUCGACCCCACCGACCACCGUGGCCCUCCGACUGCCCGUGUCUGGCGCCUCGUCGACGAGGUCUCCUCUCUCACUCUUUCCGAGGUCACCGACCUCUCUUCAAUCCUCGCCUCCAAGCUCCGGAUGAAAGAACCGCCGGUCAUCGCCGUCAUGAACUCUGGCACCGGAUUCGCUGGUGGGAUAUCUCCGGGUGGCAACGAGGCUGGGGUCACGAAGGAGGAUAAGAAGCAGGAGAAGACGGUGUUUGAGCUGAAGCUGGAGUCUUUCGAGGUUGCGUCCAAGAUAAAGGUGAUCAAGGAGGUUAGAGGGUUCACUGAUUUGGGGCUGAAAGAGGCCAAAGAGUUGGUGGAGAAGACACCAGUUGUUAUUAAGGGUGGGGUGUCCAAGGAGGAGGGGCAGCAAAUAAUUGAGAAAAUGAAGGCUGUUGGAGCGAAGGUGGUGUUGGAGUGAUGAUGAUGAUGAUGAUGAUGAUGAUGAUGAUGGUUAAAAAGAUGAGAAACCAUUGAAAAAAGAGAAAUCUCUGCAGCUGACGAGAAGAGAAUUUUAUAAUUCUCUGUUUCAUGAGCUAUUGAAUUCAAUUCAGGGAGAUACACAUAUGAAACUCUGCUGUAAGUUGAUCCCUUGUAUCUCUUUCAUCACUAAUAAUACCAUAUGAUUGAUUAUUGGCUACAAAGGAGAACAAAUGAAUCAGUUGUGAUUAGGUUCUGAUUGUUGCGGUCAUUAUGUUACUGACAUUAUUAUUGAAUAAACAUGAUCCUGUGCUGAAUUUGAUCUCA
Dioscorea cayenensis subsp. rotundata (Guinea yam) is the source of this 1024-nucleotide messenger RNA. Its product is annotated as 50S ribosomal protein L7/L12-like. The record is from RefSeq and is a predicted model, not a curated record. Gene Ontology annotation, cellular component: ribosome. Gene Ontology annotation, biological process: translation. Gene Ontology annotation, molecular function: structural constituent of ribosome. The transcript is spliced from 2 exons. NCBI's taxonomy places the organism in Eukaryota, Viridiplantae, Streptophyta, Magnoliopsida, Dioscoreales, Dioscoreaceae. The coding region runs from base 81 to 698 and encodes 205 amino acids.